Mytilus trossulus (common blue mussel) is the source of this 3994-nucleotide messenger RNA. RefSeq names its product ras-related protein Rab6. The transcript is spliced from 8 exons. The coding region runs from base 388 to 1041 and encodes 217 amino acids. Gene Ontology annotation, biological process: vesicle-mediated transport. The record is from RefSeq and is a predicted model, not a curated record. Gene Ontology annotation, molecular function: GTP binding; GTPase activity. Lineage: Eukaryota; Metazoa; Mollusca; Bivalvia; Mytilida; Mytilidae.
CACAUUGAGUCAUCACUUUUAAUAAUAAAUUAUUUUUCAUUUAAUACUAAUUUCCAUACAAUUGGCGACCUAACCGUUCAAUGAAAUUGUAUUUAGAAAAGCAAAUUGCAUGCACUUGUUUUGUUGGAAUGUUAUGCAGACACAUUCAUGACAUAAAUUCAGGAUAAUUAGAUGAACAAAUUGCACCUAAUAUUACUAAUUGUGCUAGAAAUGAAAUUUCAUCAUAGGGAAUCACCUGCCAGCAUGGAACUUAUGAUAUAACAUAUAUUUUAGAGCUGUAGACCACAUUUAAUGACACAUUAAUAUACAAUUACAAACAGGAUACAACACAAGAUAAAAGUUCUUAGACCUUUUAAUCCAUUUGAACAUCCUUCUUAUUGUAUUAAAAUGAGUUUUGCUCAGAAAGCAAUGGAUAUCUCUAACAAUAACUAUGUCAGGAGCUCUUUAUUGAAGUUUAAGUUGGCUUUUCUUGGUGAAGCUGCAGUUGGUAAAACCUCUUUAAUAACAAGAUUUAUGUAUGACAGCUUCGACAAUACCUAUCAAGCUACAAUAGGUAUUGAUUUCUUGUCCAAAACUAUGUAUCUAGAAGAUAGAACAAUAAGAUUACAAUUGUGGGAUACAGCUGGUCAAGAGAGGUUCCGAAGUUUAAUUCCUAGUUACAUAAGAGAUUCUUCUGUUGCUGUAGUUGUGUAUGAUAUAACAAAUGCUAAUUCUUUUCAACAGACAUCUAAAUGGAUAGAUGAUGUACGAACAGAACGAGGAAGUGAUGUCAUAAUAAUGUUAGUAGGAAAUAAAACAGAUUUAUCCGAUAAAAGACAAGUUACAUCAGAAGAGGGUGAACGAAAAGCUAAAGAAUUAAAUGUGAUGUUUAUAGAAACCAGUGCUAAAGCUGGUUAUAAUGUAAAACAAUUAUUUAGACGAGUGGCUGCUGCAUUACCGGGAAUGGAACAAACAGAUAAACCUAGAGGAGAGAUGACGGAGGUUAAAUUAAAAGACACACCAUCGGAGCCAGAAGCAAAAGAAGGAGGCUGUGCAUGUUAAUACAAACUCCGUCUCUUUUUAUUUUCGUGUUGUCUACUGCAUUUUGCAUGAUCGAUGUGCAUUAUUUUACCACCAAAAAAACCUGGGAUUUUAUACCUACAAUUUCCUGCAUGAGACAUUGAAAAUGCCAGAAGGGAAAUUUUAGGAUGCAUCAAUUAUUGACAUAAGACAGCUACAUGUGUUUUUGUUGCUGGUUGCAUUGUGAACAUGUAUUACUUUUAUUUAUUUGCCAGACUUACUGUUUUUAUUCUGUAAAUGGUGUAUUUACUAUGUAAAAUCAAAAUGUGUACAAUUUCAAAUGAAGAACUAUUUGAAAUGGAGAAAUUUUUAUGUUUGUUGUCGUUUUCAUUUGGUUAUGUACUUGGUUUCAAAAUAACUGAAAUACAUUGCUAUUACAGGUAAAGUUUUAAAUAAGAAAUCUUUUAUUCUCUCUUCUAGAUGUUUGGUCCAAAUAUCUAAAAUACUUAUAAAGAAAAUUAAAAAUUCAGAACAAGGGCAACAAAAACAAAAUUUUAAAAACAAUUUUUGGGGUAAAAUUACUCUUCUGUCCAUGGUCUGUUCCAACGAUACAUAUCUAGAUUCUUUUUUUUUUGUUGGAAUUAUAUUAUUUUUCAAGAACAUGACCCUUUUCAGCUAUUAAAACAUAAGCCAUAUAAUUACAUUGAUGAACAAAAAAAUGUUUGAAUACUUAAGAUAAUAAAUAACAUGUAAAAUAUACAAAUUAUUUUACUAUAAAAUUAAUGUAAACAAAUUUUGUUUAAAUCUAAUUUUUGAUUACUUAUUUUUUUGUUGCUUUGUAUAUGGUGAACCUAAUUUAAUUAAUCAAUCUGUGACUCUGUAAUUAAUGUUUUACACCAAUACACAUAUUGGUGCAGCUUUAAUUGAAUUGUAUAUUAUGUUAUUUAGUUGCUUAUUGCUUUGUUUAUGUUUGUGAUAAGUGUUGACAUUCAAAAGAAAAAAAGAAAAAAAUGGUGAAUAAGAUAGCUUUCUUAUUGUUGCCAGACCAUGCUCAGUCUUUUUUUUUAAUCAUAAGUUAUGGCAUGUAAAUAAAAAAUCAUUUGUAAUUAUACCAGAAAAAAAGCCCACCCUCCAAAUUUAACAAUGAAAAUGACUGAUAUAAUAUUUUUAUGGCUUGGUUUUGUUUAAAUAUCAGGACGUUAAGGUCAAUCAUAAUUUAGAAAUAAUUUUUUGAAGCUUUUUAGAUGAGUUGUGGUUGCUUGAUCAUAUCAACUUGCUUUUUUAGUCCUAAUUUAAUCAACAAUUCAUGAUCUUUUUUCCAUGUCUUAGACUAAUUUCAUACUUGUUUUAUGUGUAGAAACUCAAUUCUGUUGAAGAAGGUGUCAAUUGGUUUGUUGUGAUGCUGGUUUGCUUUCUCAUUUACCUAAACUCUACAUUUCAUUUUCUCAUCUGAUAAAUUAACUGUAAUAUGUAUACUCAAGAAAAGAAAAAAAUAUUACAUACAUUUUUUUCUAUGUUUUUGCAGUUCUUUCAUGGAUUUUCUGAGAAAAAGAUAGGUGAGAGUUACAUCUUCAUUACUAAUGAGUAUUUGUUAUUCAAAUUAGUAAAAAUAAUUACACAGCCUAAAAUUCAUAUACAGUCUGAAUAAAAUAGUCCAAAGAGCUGUAGAUUGUCUUAGUUUGAUCUGAUCUUUUUAAAUGAUCAAAAUUAUGAAAAUAAAAUAGGAGUUACAAUACACCUAAGAUGACUUUUUUCAUUGUGGAAUUAGGAAUAAUUCUUUACAAGUCUAUGAGAUUAUAUUUCUGUGAUUUAUAAAAAGGCUAUGUUUAAUCUUUUACAGUGAAUUCGUCUUGUUCAACAUCUGAGUCAUUUUAACAUGCUAUUUAGACUUAAGAUGUUCUAAAGUUUCAAUUUGUUUGGAACCCAUCAGAUUUAAAAAAAAAAAAAAAAAAAAAAAGAAAGAGAAAAAAACAUGUCUCAAACCAUUUUAACUCCACAGCAAUUCUUCAACAAAAUUUCACUCUGCUGGUAUUAAAAUUACAUUCAAUUCAAAUACAUAUCUUUUCUCAGCUUGAAAUUUUGGUUGUUUGUAGUUCAAUUAAUGUCCCCAAGGUUAACAAAUUCAUUAAGUUUAUUUUCAUUUUCAUAAAGAAAAGUUCAGACUGCCAGAGCAUACCAUACAUAUGACAGUAUUUCAUUAUAAAAUCAUCAUUAGAUAAUUUGCAGUAUGCUAUAAAUAUCUGAUGUACCAAUACCUAUGACUUUCCCCAGUCAAUUUUAAUAGCUUUUGUUUUUGGGACUUUUCUUUUCCCACAAUAGGUCCUUAAUAUAGAUAUGUGUCAAAGUUGAUAAUAGCGUCAUAUUUCUACAAUGUUUUAUAGUUUAUGUAAUACUAUUCUAUAACAUUUAGAUCAUCAUGACCUACAUUGUAUGCUUGACCGGCUACAGUUGCCUAAAAGCCAAAGUAGUAGCAUUUACUUGAAAUUUUAUUAAUGGCUGUCAUCCAUGUCUGAAAGACACAUCAUUUGCUUUCAUAGAUCAUACAUGCAUAAAUGUUCAUGAUAACACCUAACAUUUUUACGAGCCCUUAAUAUAUUUUCUUGUUGAAUUAUUUGGCAAUUUAACUUUUUUUUGCAUUUGCAUCCACACAAAUAUGGGAUUUGUCUAUUAAAUAUUGUUACCAUAUAUAUUAUUUGGAAUAAAUUUUUAUCAAUGCUAUAUGAAUGAGCAUGUAGGAAAAUAUUGUUAGUUAUUAUUUACUACAAUCAAAGAUCUGUGCUAGGAAUUUAUCAUUGUAAGGAUGUUUACUAUAUUAUUUUGUAUUUAGUGAGGUUUAAUUUGUUUAUGGCACAGAUAGGGGAAGCAACUCUGUUUUAAUUCAGUUUUAAAAUCAGAGGUGGGAAUAUUUAUAUACAGUUUGGUUUAGAAUAUGAUAUAUUUAUGAAAUAUUACAAAAGUUUUAUAUAAAAAAUUAAUAAAACAAAUUGAGAUUUAA